AUGCCUGCUGCUACGACAACCAAGGCGGCAGCAGCUGCCAAGCGGAAACGCAGCACCAAGACCGAUGCACCGCGAAAACGGUCACGGUCGGAAAACGGCAGCGACGACGAGAGCAGCGACAACGGCGAAACCGAUGUCCAAGAACGCAUUCUGCUGCUGGAAGGCCAAAUCGGCGAGUCCAAGAAGCACUACAACAAUAUUGUAGAGCUGCUUGAGAUUGCAAAGCAGAGGGGUGAGAAAGAUGAGGACAAUGAAGACAACGAUGAAGACGACGAAGACGACCAGGCAGAGGAGGAAGAGCAAAGUCCGGCCCUGGCGGCUGCCGUUGCACUUUGCCGCGUGUUCAUGCGUCUGCUGGCAGGGGGCAGCCUCAACCUGAACCGCAGCAUGUCCGACAAGGAGGUGGUUGUCGUUCGGUGGCUCAAGGACCGGCUGGCCGAGUACGAGGCGGUGUUGUUGGGCUUGUUGGGUGGCCGCUCCGGCGACGCGGCGUCGACGGCGCUCACGCUCUCCAUGCGUCUGCUGCAAGCCCAAGGCCAGUCACGACGGAAGAAGGCUGGCGGGCCCGGCGACGAGGAGACGUACGUCUUCCCGCAGCCGUUCCUGACGGCCAUUGUGCGCGGCCUCGUCCUGGCACCGGCCACGCUCGACGCUGCGACGGCGGAGAACCUGGCCGACGAGUUUGUCGAGACGUACGUCGGCGAGUACUGCGACGUGCAGUUCUACACGUUCAAGGCGGUGUCGGCCGUGCUCGCCGACAUGGGCCCCGACAGCCCCGAGCGCAACACGGCCGCACACGGCGCGUUCUACCUGCUCUCGCUGCUCGACGACGUGCCGGCCACGAGCGACGAGCUGGCGACGUUCUACAUCAACCCGCCGCCGCACAAGCGCAGCCAUGCGCUCUACUCGGUCGCCAAGCACCGCAAGCAGGCGCAGGACGCGUGGCUGGCGGUGCUCCAGACAGCCACGUCGGUCUCGUCAUCGACGGACGGCAAGACGCUCCGCAAGCGCGCGCUCGCCAUCUCGUCCACGGUGAUUGCGCCCUGGUUUGCGCAGCCCGAGAUGAUGCUCGACUUUUUGACCGACUGCUACGACGCCGGCGGCUCGACGUCGCUGCUCGCGCUCUCGGGCCUCUACUACCUGAUCCAGCAGCGCAACGUCGACUACCCGGCCUUUUUCCCCAAGCUCUACUCGCUACUCGACGCCGAGCUAAUGCACUCCAAGCACCGCGCGCGCUUCUUCCGCCUGCUCGACACCUUCUUGGCGUCCACGCACCUGCCCGUCCAGAUGGUCGCCAGCUUCAUCAAGCGUCUCGCCCGUCUGUGCCUGCACGCGCCGCCCAGCGCCAUCGUCAGCGUCGUGCCCUGGAUCUACAACAUGCUCAAGACGCACCCGCAGUGCACCUUUAUGAUCCACCGCGUGCCGCGCACCCCCGAGGCGCGCGCCCGGCUGGCCGACGAGGGCAUGGCCGACCCGUUCCGGCCGCUCGAGCGCGACCCCAUGGAGACGCGCGCCAUCGACAGCUGCCUCUGGGAGGUGGUCCAGCUGCAGAGCCACUACCACCCCAACGUGGCGACGAUUGCCAAGAUCCUGGCGGAGCCGUUUACCAAGCAGGCCUACAACGUCGAAGACUUUUUCGACCACUCGUACCAGAGCAUGCUCGAGGCCGAGUUUGGCAAGGCGGUCCGCAAGACGCCCGUGGUGGAGUUUCAGAUCCCCAAGUGCAUCUUUCUGCCGCACGACAGGCCGGCGCCAGAGGGUGCGGACAGCCAACCCGGCGUCGCAGAGGAUGCGCUGCUGGUGAAGCUGUGGGACUUUGCGUGA
Molecule: messenger RNA, 1824 nt
Organism: Sporothrix schenckii 1099-18
Lineage: Eukaryota; Fungi; Ascomycota; Sordariomycetes; Ophiostomatales; Ophiostomataceae
Product: U3 small nucleolar RNA-associated protein 19
Exons: 1
Coding region: 1-1824 (607 amino acids)
Biological process (GO): ribosome biogenesis
Cellular component (GO): small-subunit processome; nucleolus; Noc4p-Nop14p complex
Source: RefSeq, a predicted model, not a curated record